Molecule: messenger RNA, 1656 nt
Organism: Zophobas morio
Lineage: Eukaryota; Metazoa; Arthropoda; Insecta; Coleoptera; Tenebrionidae
Exons: 5
Coding region: 1-1656 (551 amino acids)
Molecular function (GO): nucleic acid binding
Source: RefSeq, a predicted model, not a curated record
AUGAAGCAGGCAAAUUUGAAGCUGAAUCCGAAGAAACGCCUCCUCUUUCAAAGAGAAGUAGAAUUUCUAGGGCACACUGUUUUGGCAAACGGGAUCAAGCACGAAGUCCGGAGUUUCUUGGGAUUGUGCACGUACUUCAACAGGUUUGUCAACGGGUUUGCUGAUUUUGGUGCUCCUCUGCACAGGCUGACGGAUUUAAAGUCUCAGUUUAAUUGGACAGCCUUCAAAAGACUGAAGAAUGCGCUAUGCUCUAGUCCUAUUUUGUUCUAUUUGCAUUCAUCGGAAAUGUUCAUCUUGGACACGGAUGCGAGCAACAUCGGAAUAGUUGCUGUAUUGUCACAGCUGCAGGACAAGGAAGAAAAAGUCAUCGAGUACUUCAGCAGCGUACUUUCAGAACCCGAGAAGAACUACUGUGCUACGAAGAAGGAGUUGUUGGCGAUUGUCAGAGCUGUUGAACAUUUCCAUAAGUAUCUCUAUCGACGCGAAUUCCUAAUUAGAACCGAUCACGCAGCCCUCACGUGGCUCCUACAAAUGAAAAAUUGCGAAGGACAAGUGGGUAGAUGGCUUGAACGACUGCAACAGUAUCAUUUCAAAAUUCGACACAGCGCUGGUAAGCUCCACAAUAAUGCGGAUUCUUUGUCGAGAAGACCCUGUAAGUACUACAAACACUGCGACAAGAUCGAGCAACAUGAAACGUCGUUCAACUAUGAAAGGACAGCAGUCAUAGAAGAUGAAGAAUGGACUGCGGCCCAGCUUAUAAAAGACCAAGAGGAGGACGUGGAUAUCGGGCCAUUGCUCAAAUGGAAAGAAGAUGGGGUAGAACGGCCAGUGGGGAUCUCUGCUUGUCGAGAACGGAUUGCUUGUGAGACUCCAGACAAUGUAGUUGGUGGUUCCGACCACCAGAAUCAGGAAAGAAAGAAGACGUCGAAAGUUGGUGCAAGAAAUGUACGACCUGUGCCUUUCGAAAGAAUUGCACUGGAUAUAGCAAGUCUUUUCCCGAUGACCGAAAACGGGAAUGAGUAUAUAAUGGUCGUCAGAGAUUACUUCAGUUUGGGGUCCCAUGGAAAUACAUUCGGAUCAAGGCAGAAACUUCGAGUCAAAUUUAUUCCAAAGGCACUAGGGAUACGGAAGACAUCCAUAUUCCCCGUAUCCGUGCACCCGCACUUAGAUGGAAUGGUAGAAGGGUUCAAUCGUACCAUGGAAGAACAUCUUUCGAAGGUGGUGGCCGAACAUCAGAAAGAUUGGGCUCGACACCUUCCACUGUUCCUACUCGCGUAUCGAUCAGCUGUCCGUCUACCUUAUGACAUCUUGUUCGGCUCCCCGAGUGACGAGCCAACGGAGGUCAUAGAUUACACCAAUGACCUGAAGGACAACUCAGUAGGAUUCCAGGCAGGGGAUUUGAUAUGGCUUUAUGAUCCCCAAAGAAGGAAAGGUCGUUGUCCGAAGUUGUCAUCAGCCUGGGAAGGUCUAUAUACUGUUGUGACGAAAAUCAACGAUGUCGUUUAUAGAAUUCGACGAGGGCCGAACACGAAAAUGAAGAUUGUUCAUUUAGACCGCCUCAUGAGGUACGACAGUGACACUAUUGACGGGGCUUUCAGAACUAAAUGUUUGGUGUACAUUUACCGAGAACUUCAAGACAUAAAUCCUCCACCUUAG